AUCCAGAAUCGGAACAUCCCGGAGUAUAAAAGCUGAUCUGCAACAACACAAUCCACAUUCAGAUGAAAGCUGUACAUUCAGUAGCUCUGAGCUGCACAAGAACACUGGACACAAUAUGAGUAAACAGGAAGAAGAGAAGGAAAUGGACAGGAAGGUGGACCCAAUGUCCUGCAACAUCCUCAAUGAGCUGCGGUUAGAGAAGCAGCUCUGUGACGUAGUCCUCAUGGUGGACGGCGCCGAGUUCCACAUGCACAAGAUCAUCCUGUGUGGCUGCAGCCUGUACUUCAUGGCUCUCUUCAACCACGCCUGGUACCCUCCUGAUAAGCCCAGGUACAGCAUCCCUAACAUUUCUGCCGAGAUAAUGGAGCUGAUCGUGGAGUACGUGUAUAUAAGACGUGUUAACAUCACGGAGAAAAACGUGUGUAAACUGCUGAUCGCUGCUGAUUAUCUGUUGGUGACCAGCCUGGUGAAUCAAUGCUGCGCAUUCCUGAAGGCUCAGCUGUGUCCAGAGAACUGCGUUAACAUCUGGCAUUUUGCUCACUCCUACUUCUGCGAGACGUUGGAGCAGCAGGCCUUCCUGUUUAUCUUGCACAACUUUGAGGAGGUGGUGCGCCUCUCUGAGGAGUUCCUGGACCUGACAGUCGAGCAGCUGAGCGAGAUCAUCGAGAAGGACGAACUGAUUGUGAAACGGGAGAGCGUGGUGUUCGAGGCCAUCUUACAGUGGAUCAAACAUGCGCCAUGGAAACGGAAAGCGCACAUAGGAGUGUUACUGCCCAAGGUGCGUCUGGGGCUACUGCCGCACGAUUACCUUAUGAACAAUGUGAGCCACAACGUUUUAGUGAUGGACGACGUGACAUGUAAGCCGAUUGUCACCAGCGUUCUGAUGGGCAUCGAUGACCUCAACCCGAGCCUUUUUCUCAGCUCUGAUCUCACGAGACGCCGCCUGCCCAGUGCCGUUCUGCUGGCCAUCGGUGGCUGGACCCCAGGGGGUGUCACCAAUACCAUAGAAGCGUACGAUACGCAAGCGGCACGCUGGGUCAACGUCACGUACAACGACGAGAUUCCACGAGCCUUUCAAGGGACGGUGUAUCUGAACGGCUUCAUGUACUGCAUCGGAGGAUUAUACUGGAUGAAAUCGCCAUACAGGUGGAGAUCGACACGUAGUGUGAGAAGGUUUGACCCAGCCACCAGAAUAUGGGCUCACAUGAGCCCCAUGCGAUCUCGCCGAAAAGACCUGAGCGUGUGUGUGCUGGACGGUUGUAUCUAUGUGAUGGGAGGAUCUGAUGGCGCUGAACAUCUGAAUACGGUUGAGCGAUAUGAACCUGAGAAUGAUAAGUGGAGCAUGAUCGCGCCAAUGCACGAGCGAAGGAGCGAAGCAAGCGCUACAGUACUGAACGGCAAAGUGUACGUAUGCGGAGGGUUUGACGGGAGCGAGCAUUUGUUCACGGCCGAGUAUUACACUCCUCAGACGGGAGCGUGGACCCUCAUCCCCCCCAUGAUGAUCAGUAGGCGUGGACUGGGCGUGGUCGCAUACGGAGGACAGGUUUACGCUGUCGGGGGAUAUGAUGGUAAUAAUAACCUAAGCGAUGUAGAGGUGUAUAAUCCUCAGACCAACGUGUGGAGAAAAGGUCCAGCCAUGAAUAACCAGCGCAGCCACUUCGGCAUUGCGGUGCUGGACAAUCUCAUGUUUGUUGCUGGAGGAAUUACCCACACUACGAUCAUGGAUGAAGUGGAGUGUUUUGAUGAGCAGACUUCUGAAUGGCAUGCAGUUGAAAACAUGGGGAUUUCCCGCCAUUCUCUGAGUUGCUGUGUGCUGUGUGGUUUACCCAACAUCGCCGAGUACACUGUGCCCCAAGACAAUCCCUACAGAAUCCCUCAGAGCUCACGGAGCACCAGGGGCUACCUCACACCUCCUGCCAAUGUCUGAGAUGUACAAAUAAACCUCUCCCUUCAUCAGCAUCCUUUUGUUCUCGAAAAUCAAAUGAAACAUUCUGAAGCAGUCAAACUACUGAAUUUGCCUUUUGUUUAUUCUCAUAUGCUGCAAGCUGUUGUACUGAAACUCGUAAAACCACAACGUCCCUCAUGGAGACGUGCGAUGGAACAGUUAACGUCCACCGUCUUGAGAUCUCACACACACACACACACACACACACACACACACAGUCCUUCACUGCAUUUCUAUACCUCAGUGAUUUGGAUGUAAUAGAAUACAAAUCAAUAUGCAUAAUUGUACAGGUAGUGGUGCUGUAAUACUGUGUGUGUUUGUCCAUGUUCAGCAUCGAUUUCACUUCCACUGUAUCUCCCGCUGGCUAGAAAGGAGCAACACAUGUCCUGUGGACAGGAGGUCAUGGACAUUUGAGGAUGUGUGAUCGCUGCAACACACACGAUUCUCCGUUUAUUUUAAAAUGAAUAAACUGCUUUAAAAAAAAAAAGUUGUUUCUAUAGUAACAGUUCAUUGACUUCGACCAACUAAACUAUGGAACUAACAAAGUUUGCUAACUAUCAAAUAACUAUAAACUGACUAUAAAAGGGAUCCUGUGUCUGGAGUUAAUAAAUAAAGUGUAAUUAUUGAGAAAUUAAGAAGAGUAAAACACUUUGGUCCAUGCUGUUAUGGGAAAAUACUCAACUUCAGGGU
Ictalurus punctatus (channel catfish) is the source of this 2635-nucleotide messenger RNA. Its product is annotated as kelch-like protein 10. Lineage: Eukaryota; Metazoa; Chordata; Actinopteri; Siluriformes; Ictaluridae. Gene Ontology annotation, molecular function: protein binding. The coding region runs from base 116 to 1927 and encodes 603 amino acids. The transcript has a single exon. The record is from RefSeq and is a predicted model, not a curated record.